GUCCAAAGUUGGCGUUAGCGCCCGAGACCCAGAAAAAACAGGGGCCAUCUUCACAGGUUCAACACAGGCACAUUCUGGUGUUUGUGCUGGAUUCUACUUUCUCUUGCAACUGCCAGCCUCAGGUAUGAGGGCCUGCUUACUUUUCCUUUGUUUACUGGCAGCCACACUUGCCCUGUCUGUUAAAAGUAAACAUCAUGGAAAACAUCAUGGAUUGCACAAGACGUCACACACAGCCAAAGAAAAGGAUGCUAUCACAGAGGAGGCCAACAAGCCACAGGUCUUACCCACUUUAGUGACAUUGGAGGCCAAGAGCCAGGAUCGGGAGGACGAGGAGUUGAGCUCCGAGGGCAACGCUAACGCUAACAAGGAGGAUGGAGAGAUUGAGGCGACUGAGAGGAGAGAUAAAAGCACUGCGCUCCUGUUGAGUGAGGAGGAGCUGGUGGACCUCCUGAAUAAAGAAGCUGCAGAGGAAGAAGUGGAGGAAAGAGAGCUGAAGGAAGAGGAAGUGGAGUCGGUCAAAGGCAAGGUGGAGUCUGGUGAGGCCGUGGAGGCCAGUGAGGAUAAGGAAGAGGAGAAGUUGGAAGACAACUUGGAAGUAGGGGAAGAUGACGGGAAGGUGAAGGAAGAGAAGUUGGAAGAAGAAGUGGUGGAGGAGGCGAAGAGGAUGCCUCACAAGGGUGAGAAGGAAGAGUCUGUUGGCAAAAUGGCUGACAGAGUUGAGCAGUUGUUGGAGGAAGCAGAAGGCAGCACGGAGCUGGACAUCCCAGUCGAUCUCGACUACGCUGCCGAUAGCAGCGUCUUACAACCUCUGCAGAUGAUAUCAGCUAAGAUGGAACCCCACACUGAUGACACCCAGCCUCCAUCAAAAACAGAUGUUCCAGAUGUCACUGAGAAAGAGGUCAUUGAGAAAGAGCUGCCCACCAUUGACGAGGACUAUGACCAAGACGUACAAAACACUGAGGCAGCGCACAGCGAGGAGGCGUCCGACGUGGACAAGCUGCGAGACGACAAAGAAGCUAAAUCUAAAGAGCCGAAAAGCAGCAGGGAGCUCGAGUCAGGGUCGAGUCCAGCAGCCGGAAAGGAGGAAGAGAGGAGCAAGAAUGACAGCGCGGGUCAUGGAAAGGGAAAGACGAGGAAGCAGAAGAAGAACCAAAGGGCGAGGAAGCACUCUCCUCAACGAGAGGAAGCACAGUCGGGACAAGAACUGAGCCAACAAGAACCUCAGGAGUCUGGGAGCAGCAGCACUGACAACACAGUGCACAAGGCGAAGAGGAGGAGGGCGGGAAAAUGGGGUCCGUUGGUAGGAAUGAAUCCAGUGCAGAUAAGAGCCACGGUGGAUCUCUACCCCAGCUCCAGGCCCUCUCUCACUGGAGGCGCACAUCACCCAGAAGCCCCUGCAGAUCCAUGUGACAAUUUCCGCUGCAAGCGCGGAAAGAUGUGUAAACUCGAUGCCGACAAUAAACCAGGCUGUGUGUGUCAAGAGGCGUCCCAGUGUCCUCCCAGUGUGAAUGAGUUCGAUCAUGUUUGUGGGACAGACAACAAAACAUACAUUACAUCGUGUGAGCUCUUUGCUUCUAAAUGUAACCUGGAGGGCACCAAGAGAGGGCACAAGCUUCACCUGGACUACACCGGACCAUGCAAAUUGAUUCCUCAAUGUGUGGACACUGAGCUGGUGCAGUUUCCUCUACGGAUGAGAGACUGGCUGAAAAAUGUGCUGCUGCAGCUCUAUGAGCACGACUCCAUGUCCCCUGGCUUCCUCACGCCGAAACAACGUUUCAGAGUGAAGAAAAUCUUUGAGAGCGAGAGGCGUCUUCAUGCUGGCGAUCACUCUGUUGAGCUCCUCGCUCAGGACUUUGAGAAGAACUACAACAUGUACAUUUACCCAGUGCACUGGCAGUUUGCUCAACUCGACCAGCACCCGUCUGACAGAGUGUUGUCCCACUCGGAGCUGGCACCGCUCAGGGUCCCUCUGGUGCCGAUGGAGCACUGCACCUCCCGCUUCUUCCAGGAGUGUGACGCUGACAAGGACAAGCAGGUGUCCUUUAAGGAGUGGACCUCCUGCUUUGGCAUCAAGAGCGAGGACAUGGAUGCCAACCUGCUUUUCUGAGCUUCGUCUUGAACGUCACCUGCUGCACGAGCCUGAGGAGGCUCCUCUGACGGAGCAGCCUGGGAGAGAGAGAGAGAGAGACGCCUCCGUGAACCACUCAGCUCCUUUUCUUCAUUAACUCAUUUUACCUCCCGCUAUAUAGAGGACAAAUGUUGGUGUGUGUUCAGCUCAGUGCUGUUAUUUUGUGUCAGGCUAAGGUUGUGUAGUUGUUCUGGGGUUUAGACUCAGCUGCCUUUUAGAGUAUAAGAGUCCUGUUUAACCCGUUUUGUUUUUAAAUCCAGAAACUGUUUUCUAAUGCAUUCCGAACAUGGGGAGAAGUUUACAACAGCUGACUGGUAGAGAAGGUCUCGUGCAGUUUAAAGUACAAAAGAACUUUGGUUUGUACGUUUGAGUGAUUAAGUGCAGAAUUACUCUUUAAUUCAAAGUCAAGUAGAAUCCCAUACCUUGGUGUUAUGCUAGUAAAUGUAAAUCAAUAACUGUGUUGCUUAAUUUAGUAGCAAAAUCUGUAAAUGUUUGUCUUUUUCACUGUAUCUCUGAUUAAAGCUUUACGGACAGCA
Hippoglossus stenolepis (Pacific halibut) is the source of this 2664-nucleotide messenger RNA. RefSeq names its product SPARC-like 1 (gene sparcl1). The record is from RefSeq and is a predicted model, not a curated record. Gene Ontology annotation, molecular function: protein binding; calcium ion binding; extracellular matrix binding. The transcript has 11 exons. Gene Ontology annotation, biological process: anatomical structure development. Lineage: Eukaryota; Metazoa; Chordata; Actinopteri; Pleuronectiformes; Pleuronectidae. The coding region runs from base 125 to 2107 and encodes 660 amino acids.